AUGCUGAUCCUAGCAGGGGCUGAUGUGAAUGUAUCAUACAAGGAUAUCAAACCCCCUUGGAUACAGAAGACCCCCCUCAUAACGGCAGCAGCCCAGGAAGAUGCCUCUCUAACUAAAAUCCUUCUCAAAAAGGGCGCCAAUCCGGACGUGUUCCAUCUCGGCUCGAGGUCGGCGCUGCAUGCUGCAGUUCAAAACAACCGCGUUGGUUCCAUUAGAGCGUUGCUGGACGCGGGUGCAAAUGCCAACAUCCCUUACGGGGAAGAGAACCAACUCCACUUUGAUCAUGGCUUCGGUUGCUUCUCCAGGGAUUCGCCGUAUUAUGCCUCAGAUUCAUUACUCACUCCCAUUGAUAUCGCGUAUGAAAAUGAGAAUGGCCAAGUAGUUGACCUUUUACUGCAAGCCAAGGCUCAUGCCGGUGGUUACCUCGCCUUUGAGACGAACUGGGAUCAAAACCUCAGCCGUCUAGCAUUACAGGAUGCCGCAAGGCGAGGGAAACGCUAUCUAGUCCAAGUCUUAUUGAUGGCAGGUGUCGAUAUCAAUACACCCCCAAGCAAUUUCGAUGUACAAACUGCGCUUCAAGCCGCCGCUGAGUCUGGGGACAUUGACAUGGUUCAACUUCUUCUAGACAUGGGUGCAGUUGUCAAUGCGCCUCCUCACACCAUUGGCGGUCUGACCGCCUUGCAAGCUGCUAUUUACUAUGAGAAUCUGGACAUCGUUGAACUAUUGAUACGACAAGGCGGGGAGAUCAAUGCAAAGCCCGCACCAUUAGGCGGACAGACGUGUUUGGGAGCUGCAGUUUCAACGGGAAACGUUGACCUCGUCAACAUGUUAUUGAGUCGGGGUGCUGAUAUCAAUCCCACACGCUCAGGCCCAGGUUGUUGCGAAACAUCAGCUUUGGUGUGGUCCAUCUCCGAAGAUGACCAUCAGCUGUUCGACCUAUUGAUGUCAAAGGGUGCCAAGCCAGAUCUCCCUCAAGACUGGGAAACGCCUCUGUGUGCUGCCAUCCGUGUGGGAUCGUUCGACAUGGCCUCUCGCCUGAUAGAAGCUGGAGCAGAUGUCAACCGGCCAAGUGAGGUUCAUAAUCCCAUAACCCUUGACAUUCAAACACCACUCGAGGUCGCUAUCGGGAAGAGGAAUAAUCAGCUCGUCAACCUUCUUUUAGAUUCCCAUGCAGACAUCAACUAUUCACACGACGGCAUGCGGCUUGGCGCGGCUCUCGAGACUGCCAUUGCCUGCAAAAAUCAAGACACGGUUCGGUUGCUGCUCUCUCGGGGAGCCGAUCCUGGCAGCGCCAUGUCGCUUGCCUCGUUAAUCUUCCGCCUUGAUUCCCCCAUUGAUCUCGAAAUAUUCCGAAUGCUCAUCAAUCACAAUGCUGAAGUCAACCCACAACCUGAGGAAAUGAAAGGAUUCAAAGACCCCAUUUACGGGUUCCAUCUAACACCACUUCAAGCAGCCCUUGAACGGGGUUACGAAGAGCUGGCAAGUAUGCUUCUAGAGGCUGGAGCCGAUUUCGAUGCUCCAGCAUUUUGGGAAGGUGGCAAAACUGCCUUACAGGCGGCAGCCAUGAGUGGCAGCUUCUCUUUUGUAGAAACCUUUGUUUCUCAAGGCGCAAAUGUCAACUCUCCUCCGGCAAGGGAGCGCGGCGCGACGGCCUUGCAAUUCGCGGCCAUCAAAGGGCACUACAACAUUGUUGUCUUUCUUCUUGAGAAUGGGGCUUACGUCAAUGCUCCAGGGGCGGUUAGGUAUGGGCGAACUGCACUUGAAGGUGCAUCAGAACAUGGCAGGCUUGACAUUGUCCAUCUCUUGCUUGAGAACGAUCCAGAGGAGGAGUCUUUGGGCCAGCGUUGCCAAGACGCAGCAGUGCUUGCAAAGAAGAAUGGACACUUCAUCGUUGCCGAGAUUCUGCGUGGGUGGAAGAAGCCAUAA
Messenger RNA from Fusarium keratoplasticum, 1926 nucleotides. Its product is annotated as Clr5 domain-containing protein. NCBI's taxonomy places the organism in Eukaryota, Fungi, Ascomycota, Sordariomycetes, Hypocreales, Nectriaceae. The transcript is spliced from 2 exons. The coding region runs from base 1 to 1926 and encodes 641 amino acids. Gene Ontology annotation, molecular function: protein binding. The record is from RefSeq and is a predicted model, not a curated record.